Eimeria maxima is the source of this 702-nucleotide messenger RNA. RefSeq lists its product as hypothetical. The coding region runs from base 1 to 702 and encodes 233 amino acids. The transcript has 2 exons. NCBI's taxonomy places the organism in Eukaryota, Apicomplexa, Conoidasida, Eucoccidiorida, Eimeriidae. The record is from RefSeq and is a predicted model, not a curated record.
AUGAGUUCGACGGAGGAUAUGGCAAGGGACCUUGCUGCGCGGACUGCCCACCCCCCGGACCCUCUGUAUGCGCAAAUGCCUGAUCCAUCCGAUUCCCCAGUGGGUUGGGAUUCGUCGUCCCGAUCAGAGAGUGCGAAUGGAUGCCUCCUUGGGAGGCGCCUUCACCCUCAGGUGGCCAAAAGGCAUCACGAGCUGCAACACGCGAGACAGGUAGCUGUCGAGGAACUCCAUAAAAUCUUUGGGCAUGUGCCGGCGGGUGCGAUGGAACUGAAGUGCGACUGUGGUGUGUAUGUUGGGGGAAACGGUAACGCAGUCCUUGAGGCAGGGGAGAAGAUUUUUUCGGCUUCAACGUGCGUAAAUCUGCUCGAAGAACAGCCUUUGAUGCUGAAGCACCAGAAGGUGACCGAUCGUGGUCCUUCGUUCCUUGCUGCAUUGUGUGCCCACGUGGACUGUAGUCAGCAGUUGGGUGACCCCAAAAUUCAUCCUGAGGCGUUGGGACAAUUGGAUGAAAGGCUCGUGGAAAAGGUUGUGUUGAGUGGAGCGUUGGGAGGUUCAGUGAAGAAGACGAGGUUUCUGGGAGGGUUGGCUGGUGAGGGGGCAGCAGAGCCUGGUUGGAAUGCGAUGGCAGCACCAUUACACCAGCUGUUUGGGCGGGCGGUUGCGCAGCAAGAGGUUGGCGGAUGGAACUGGGCCCAGGAAUGA